Messenger RNA from Seminavis robusta, 1700 nucleotides. Lineage: Eukaryota; Bacillariophyta; Bacillariophyceae; Naviculales; Naviculaceae. The record is from the annotation of a GenBank genome assembly.
CACCGGAACUCUUGUACAUACAUGUACGGUACUGGCUAAUCUACAGGCUUCAACACAGCCAGUAGAGCUGGAUUUUGCAAAAAAGGAAGCAAACCUCGAGGCUUGGAGACGGUCAAGAAACACAACCCAGCGACUUCGCUUUGUCUACCCAAAGAGCAUAUAGCCGAGGGACGGCGACCACCAACCAGCCAAUAGACAAGACAUGGAUCCAAUCGACUCUUUUCUGUGACCGCCAGUUGCUUGAGCUCUCACUGCCAAUCAUAAAAUCUAUACCCGGUAAACUGGAUUCUGUUGGAAGCCUCUCCAUUCAUUCUACCAUGACCAAUUUUCGUCUGUGGGGACUGGGGCUUCUGUGCGGUGCCUGUCUCUUCCAAGUUGCCUUGGGCAAACGAUAUCGAAAGGAUUUUAAUCCCAGUGCUCGUUCCUUUCUGGUUGUGAAUCUAUCCCAAUCGGUGGCGGAAGUCUACUGGAUGCAUUUUGGAACAGAAGAACGAGUCCUACAGAUGGAACUUCAUCCUGGGGCCAAGGAUAGUUUGAAUUCACACAUUACUCAUGAAUUCGAGGUCCGAGAAAAGCCAGAUGAACAGGCAGUUUGCGGUGGCAGACAAGGACGCUGCCGAAAAAGAUUCUUUCAGAUCAGUGCUGAGGAGGAUCAGGUGUUCACCAUCACACCAGACUUUCAGAUUGAAGUAUCCAACAACAAGAGUCGAGCCAGGGAAAAGGCCAAGGACACUUUGAGACAAUGCCGUGAGUUGAGUGACUUUUUGGGGAAACUAACGGCCACCUUCAACCCAUUGGAACGAUUGGAUCAAGUGGCAGAUUGCAUAUCACAAAAUGUACACUCGGCAAUCUACGAAACACAAGAAGACAUUGAUUUUCAAUCUGCGAUUCGACAAAAAAUGGGUUCCAAGCUACAGAACUAUGCGUGUCAGGACACCACCUUUUGGGAAACGGAACCAUUGGAUGUUCAGGUUUGGAAUCCCGGCAAUCCAAGCCUCAUGUGGGAUGAUCUCAGCCACACCGUGCGAGUCUUGUUGCAGGCUGACACGAGCAUGAUUGCCACCCUUGACAAUAUGGUCCGACCUUCUGAUUGUGAAUUUGUGGAGCGAGUGGCACAAACGACAUGGGACUCAGAGCUACCAGAAGUAUUCUGGGAGGCACGGAAACAACCUGAAGCCAUUGAUUUGUUGUCACGGAUAUUUGCAUACGUAAAUCCAGCAGUGAAACUCAUGAACCUCUAUUCGGGGCUCCCUUCCAAGGAUCAAAGUUUGUUUCGAGUCUAUCAUGAUUCUACCAGCAACCUCGGGAAAGAACCACGGAGACACAAAACCCUGGAUUGGCCCGUCUCGAGUGACUACUUUGCCAGAUUGUACAUGUUUUGUGAUGUCCCCGAAGAGGGUGGUGCCAUCCACUUUCCAGAAUCCGGUGUUCAUGUCUAUCCCAGAUUGGGAGAGGCCCUGCUGAUUACCUAUACCCGAGUACAGGCUCGUCAAGGACUGAACGAGAAGAUUAGCAAUGAUCACAUUGACUGUCCCAUCUUUGAGGGGAACCGGACCAUGAUACAGCAUCAGUUUCGUUUGUUUUCAUCCAUAACAACCGAGGUUUGAACUGGAGGAUUGGGUAGAUAAUUUCGUUAACUUUUGCAUGUACAGCAUCUUCCAUUUUGCUGGUAUCCUUGGUUCUCUCGAUUGUACAAUGCU